This is a messenger RNA of Neoarthrinium moseri, 1374 nucleotides long. RefSeq lists its product as uncharacterized. The transcript has 5 exons. Bases 1 to 1374 code for a protein of 457 amino acids. Gene Ontology annotation, biological process: meiotic spindle organization; mitotic spindle organization; microtubule nucleation. Gene Ontology annotation, molecular function: GTP binding; structural constituent of cytoskeleton. Gene Ontology annotation, cellular component: cytoplasm; centrosome; spindle. NCBI's taxonomy places the organism in Eukaryota, Fungi, Ascomycota, Sordariomycetes, Amphisphaeriales, Apiosporaceae. The record is from RefSeq and is a predicted model, not a curated record.
AUGCCCAGAGAAAUCAUCACGAUCCAGGCCGGCCAGUGCGGCAACAGCAUUGGCAGUCAGUUCUGGCAACAGCUAUGCCAGGAGCACGGCAUCAAUCAGGAUGGAAACCUUGAGGACUUCGCGACAGAGGGCGGCGACCGCAAGGACGUCUUCUACUACCAGAGCGACGAUACGAGAUACAUCCCCCGAGCCGUCCUGAUCGACCUCGAGCCCAGAGUCCUCAAUGGCAUCCAGACCGGCCCAUACAAGAACAUCUACAACCCGGAGAACUUCUUCAUCGGAAAGAGCGGCAUAGGAGCCGGAAACAACUGGGGUGAUGGAUACCAGACGGGCGAGUCGGUGCACGAGGAGAUCAUGGAGAUGAUCGACCGCGAGGCCGAUGGCAGCGAUUCGCUAGAGGGUUUCAUGCUGCUGCACUCGAUAGCAGGCGGUACAGGCUCCGGCCUCGGUUCAUUCCUCCUCGAGCGGAUGAACGACAGGUUCCCCAAGAAGAUCAUACAGACGUACUCCGUGUUUCCCGACAUUAGCGAUAUCGUUGUCCAUCCUUAUAACAGUCUAUUGUCGAUGCGACGACUGGCACAAAACGCCGACUCGGUCGUCGUUCUGGACAAUGGUGCAUUAUCCGCGAUUGCUGCAGAUCGCCUCCACGUACAGGAGCCCUCGUUCCAGCAGACAAAUCAGCUUGUCUCGACUGUCAUGUCGGCAAGUACUACGACCCUGAGAUACCCCGGCUACAUGCACAACGAUCUGGUCAGCAUCCUAGCAUCGCUCAUUCCCACUCCACGAUGCCACUUCUUAAUGACGGCAUAUACACCUUUCACCGGUGAUCAGGUCGAACAGGCCAAGACUGUCAGGAAAACGACCGUCUUGGAUGUCAUGCGGAGGUUAUUGCAGCCCAAGAACCGAAUGGUAUCGACGGUUCCCGGCAAGAAGAGUUGCUACAUUUCCAUCCUCAAUGUCAUCCAGGGCGAGGUCGAUCCAACAGACGUGCACAAGAGUCUUCUUCGUAUCAGAGAGCGCAGGUUGGCCACAUUCAUUCCAUGGGGGCCUGCCAGCAUCCAAGUGGCCUUGACAAAACGGAGCCCUUAUGUCCCCAUGAGCCACCGCGUCAGUGGUUUGAUGUUGGCGAACCACACAAGCAUCGCUACACUUUUCAGACGAAUCGUCAAGCAGUACGACGGUAUGCGGAAGCGCAAUGCAUUUAUGGACGUUUACAAGAAGACGGCACCCUUCUCAGAGAACCUCAACGAAUUCGACGAGGCGAGACAGGUAGUCACAGACCUCAUUUCGGAGUAUGAAGCCGCGGAGGAUGCGAACUACCUGAAUCCCGAUGAACCAGCCACCUCGGCCGAGACGGACAAGCGGCUCGGGUGA